UUCACCUCUAGGAAAUCUCGGGGCUUUGCUCUAUCGAAAGUGCUCGUCGGGGUGAUUUUUGAUCACCACAAUGCUGAAGUGCUGGCGUCCGAAUGCAUUUUCUUUUGCUUUGCAAAGAAGAGUCGUGAACUUCAAAACCCCCGAGACGGAUUAUUAAUCCUGCUUUGCAGGGAAGGAAAACCCUCAGUCCCCGGUCACCGGCCACCCCUCUCCGGAGACUCUGCAAUCGUGAGGCGCUCAGAGUCGGAAGGGGACGCUUUGGGAAUGACCAUGCUCCACGGAGGGACAGAGCCGGCCCCCAGCUUCUCCACACAGAGCCUCCUCCACUAAAGCUCCAAAAAAUCAAAAACCGUAAUUGCCAGAAGAAUCAUUAAAAAAUAUAGUCCAGCCACUAACCUCACAUGCAAACGGAAUAAUUACUCUGGAUUCUGCAUUGUGAGCUGCUCUCCAUACCCUGAAUUACCUUUGAAUUCAAUCUUUUCUUUCCUUUGAAUUUGCAUCUCUUCAAGACACAAGAUUAAAACAAAACUCACGCUAAAUUGGAUUUUAAAUUACCUUCCUUUCAUUUAUCCUCCGUCUUUCUUAUGUGGAUAUGCAAGCGAGAAGAGGAGACUGGACAUUCCCAACAUGCUCACUCCCUUAAUCUGUCCGUCUAGAGGUUUGGCUUCUACAAAGCAAGGGAGUCGACGAGUUGAAGAUGAAGCCCCGAGCAGAGUGCUGUUCUCCCAAGUUCUGGCUGGUGUUGGCUGUCCUGGCCGUGUCAGGCAGCAGAGCUCGUUCCCAGAAGAGCCCUCCCAGCAUUGGCAUUGCUGUCAUCCUCGUGGGCACUUCAGACGAGGUGGCCAUCAAGGAUGCCCACGAGAAAGAUGACUUCCACCAUCUCACUGUGGUGCCCCGUGUGGAGCUGGUAGCCAUGAACGAGACUGACCCAAAGAGCAUUAUCACUCGCAUCUGUGAUCUCAUGUCUGACCGGAAGAUCCAGGGGGUGGUGUUUGCUGAUGACACAGACCAGGAAGCCAUCGCCCAGAUCCUUGACUUCAUUUCAGCCCAGACUCUCACUCCCAUCCUGGGCAUCCAUGGGGGCUCCUCUAUGAUAAUGGCAGAUAAGGAUGAAUCCUCCAUGUUCUUCCAGUUUGGCCCAUCAAUUGAACAGCAAGCUUCCGUAAUGCUCAACAUCAUGGAAGAGUAUGACUGGUACAUCUUUUCUAUCGUCACCACCUACUUCCCUGGCUACCAGGACUUUGUAAACAAGAUUCGCAGCACCAUUGAGAAUAGCUUCGUGGGCUGGGAGUUAGAGGAAGUCCUUCUGCUGGACAUGUCCCUGGAUGAUGGAGAUUCUAAGAUCCAGAACCAGCUCAAGAAACUUCAAAGCCCCAUCAUUCUUCUUUAUUGUACUAAGGAAGAAGCCACCUACAUUUUUGAAGUAGCUAACUCAGUAGGGCUGACUGGCUACGGCUAUACGUGGAUUGUGCCUAGUCUAGUGGCAGGGGAUACAGACACAGUGCCCUCAGAGUUCCCCACUGGGCUCAUCUCUGUAUCCUAUGAUGAAUGGGACUAUGGCCUCCCUGCCAGAGUGAGGGAUGGAAUUGCCAUAAUUACCACCGCUGCUUCUGACAUGCUGUCUGAACACAGCUUCAUCCCUGAGCCCAAGAGCAGUUGUUACAACACACAUGAGAAGCGAAUCUACCAGUCCAAUAUGCUAAAUAGGUAUCUGAUCAAUGUCACUUUUGAGGGGAGAAAUCUGUCCUUCAGUGAAGAUGGCUACCAGAUGCACCCGAAACUGGUGAUAAUCCUUCUGAACAAGGAGAGGAAGUGGGAGAGGGUGGGGAAGUGGAAAGACAAGUCCCUGCAGAUGAAGUACUACGUGUGGCCCCGAAUGUGUCCUGAGACAGAAGAGCAGGAGGAUGACCAUCUGAGCAUUGUAACCCUGGAGGAGGCCCCGUUUGUCAUUGUGGAAAGUGUGGACCCUCUGAGUGGAACUUGCAUGAGGAACACAGUCCCCUGCCAAAAACGCAUAGUCUCUGAGAAUAAAACAGAUGAGGAGCCUGGUUAUAUCAAAAAAUGCUGCAAGGGGUUCUGUAUUGACAUCCUUAAGAAAAUUUCCAAAUCUGUGAAGUUCACUUAUGAUCUUUACCUGGUUACCAAUGGCAAGCAUGGGAAGAAAAUCAAUGGAACCUGGAAUGGUAUGAUUGGAGAGGUGGUCAUGAAGAGGGCCUAUAUGGCAGUUGGAUCGCUCACCAUCAAUGAGGAACGAUCCGAAGUAGUCGACUUCUCUGUGCCCUUCAUAGAGACUGGCAUCAGUGUCAUGGUGUCACGCAGCAAUGGGACCGUCUCACCAUCUGCCUUCUUAGAGCCAUUCAGUGCUGACGUAUGGGUUAUGAUGUUUGUGAUGCUGCUCAUUGUCUCAGCCGUGGCUGUCUUUGUCUUUGAGUACUUCAGCCCUGUGGGUUAUAACAGGUGCCUUGCUGAUGGCAGAGAGCCAGGUGGCCCAUCUUUCACCAUCGGCAAAGCUAUUUGGUUACUCUGGGGUCUGGUGUUUAACAACUCCGUACCUGUGCAGAACCCAAAGGGAACCACCUCCAAGAUCAUGGUGUCCGUGUGGGCCUUCUUUGCUGUCAUCUUCCUGGCCAGCUACACUGCCAAUUUAGCUGCCUUCAUGAUCCAAGAGGAAUAUGUGGACCAGGUUUCUGGCCUGAGUGACAAAAAGUUCCAGAGACCUAAUGACUUCUCACCUCCUUUCCGCUUUGGGACUGUGCCCAAUGGGAGCACAGAGAGGAAUAUUCGCAAUAACUAUGCAGAAAUGCAUGCCUACAUGGGAAAGUUCAACCAGAGGGGUGUAGAUGAUGCAUUGCUCUCCCUGAAAACAGGGAAACUGGAUGCUUUCAUCUAUGAUGCAGCAGUGUUGAACUACAUGGCAGGCAGAGAUGAAGGCUGCAAGCUGGUGACCAUUGGCAGCGGGAAGGUCUUUGCUUCCACUGGUUAUGGCAUUGCCAUCCAGAAAGAUUCUGGAUGGAAGCGCCAGGUGGACCUUGCUAUCCUGCAGCUCUUCGGAGAUGGGGAGAUGGAGGAGCUGGAAGCUCUCUGGCUUACUGGCAUCUGCCACAAUGAGAAGAAUGAGGUCAUGAGCAGCCAGCUGGACAUUGACAACAUGGCAGGAGUCUUCUACAUGUUGGGGGCGGCCAUGGCUCUCAGCCUCAUCACCUUCAUCUGUGAACACCUUUUCUAUUGGCAGUUCCGGCAUUGCUUUAUGGGUGUCUGUUCUGGCAAGCCUGGCAUGGUCUUCUCCAUCAGCAGAGGUAUCUACAGCUGCAUCCAUGGAGUGGCUAUCGAGGAGCGCCAGUCCGUGAUGAACUCCCCCACCGCGACCAUGAACAACACACACUCCAACAUCCUGCGCCUGCUCCGCACAGCCAAGAACAUGGCUAACCUGUCUGGUGUGAAUGGCUCCCCACAGAGCGCCCUGGACUUCAUCCGACGCGAGUCAUCUGUCUAUGACAUCUCUGAACACCGCCGCAGCUUCACGCAUUCUGACUGCAAAUCCUACAACAACCCUCCCUGUGAGGAGAACCUGUUCAGUGACUACAUCAGUGAAGUGGAGAGAACUUUUGGUAACCUGCAGCUGAAGGACAGCAACGUGUACCAAGAUCACUAUCACCACCACCACCGGCCCCACAGCAUCGGCAGUGCCAGCUCCAUCGAUGGGCUCUACGACUGUGACAACCCGCCCUUCACCACCCAGCCAAGGUCUAUCAGCAAGAAGCCCCUGGACAUUGGCCUGCCCUCCUCCAAACACAGCCAGCUAAGUGACCUGUAUGGCAAGUUUUCCUUCAAGAGUGACCGCUAUAGUGGCCAUGAUGACUUGAUCCGCUCAGAUGUGUCUGACAUCUCCACCCACACUGUCACCUAUGGAAAUAUUGAGGGCAAUGCCGCCAAGAGGCGUAAGCAGCAAUAUAAAGACAGCCUGAAGAAGCGGCCAGCCUCGGCCAAGUCCCGACGGGAAUUUGAUGAAAUUGAACUGGCCUACCGUCGCCGGCCGCCCCGCUCCCCUGACCACAAGCGCUACUUCAGGGACAAGGAAGGGCUGCGGGACUUCUACCUUGACCAGUUCCGCCCAAAGGAGAACUCACCCCACUGGGAGCACGUGGACCUGACUGAUAUCUACAAGGAGCGUAGUGAUGACUUUAAGCGUGACUCAGUUAGUGGAGGAGGGCCCUGCACCAAUAGGUCUCACCUCAAACACGGGACAGGUGACAAACAUGUGGUCAGCGGGGUCCCAGCACCUUGGGAGAAGAACCUGACCAAUGUGGAUUGGGAGGAGCGCUCCGGGGGCAACUUCUGCCGCAGCUGCCCCUCAAAGCUGCACAACUACUCCACGACGGUGGCGGGGCAGAACUCGGGCAGGCAGGCGUGCAUCCGGUGUGAGGCUUGCAAGAAAGCAGGUAACCUGUAUGACAUCAGUGAGGACAACUCCCUACAGGAGCUGGACCAGCCAGCUGCCCCUGUGGCGGUGACAUCAAAUGCCUCCACUACUAAGUACCCCCAGAGCCCGACUAACUCCAAGGCUCAGAAGAAGAACCGGAACAAACUGCGCCGGCAGCACUCCUAUGACACCUUCGUGGACCUGCAGAAGGAAGAAGCCGCCUUGGCCCCGCGCAGCGUGAGCCUGAAAGACAAGGGCCGUUUCCUGGAUGGGAGUCCUUAUGCCCACAUGUUUGAGAUGCCAGCUGGUGAGAGCACCUUUGCCAACAACAAGUCCUCAGUGCCCACUGCCGGACACCACCACCACAACAACCCCGGCAGCGGCUACAUGCUCAGCAAGUCGCUCUACCCCGACCGGGUCACGCAAAACCCUUUCAUCCCCACUUUUGGGGAUGACCAGUGCUUGCUCCAUGGCAGUAAAUCCUACUUCUUCAGGCAGCCCACGGUGGCGGGGGCGCCGAAAGCCAGGCCGGACUUCCGCGCCCUUGUCACCAACAAGCCAGUGGUCUCGGCCCUUCAUGGGGCUGUGCCAGGCCGUUUCCAGAAAGACAUCUGUAUAGGGAACCAGUCCAACCCCUGUGUGCCUAACAACAAAAACCCCAGGGCUUUCAAUGGCUCCAGCAAUGGGCAUGUUUAUGAGAAACUUUCUAGUAUUGAGUCUGAUGUCUGAGUGAG
This is a messenger RNA of Equus quagga, 5154 nucleotides long. It is a transcript of the gene GRIN2B, whose product is annotated as glutamate ionotropic receptor NMDA type subunit 2B. Gene Ontology annotation, biological process: long-term synaptic potentiation; synaptic transmission, glutamatergic; excitatory postsynaptic potential. Gene Ontology annotation, molecular function: transmitter-gated monoatomic ion channel activity involved in regulation of postsynaptic membrane potential; NMDA glutamate receptor activity. Gene Ontology annotation, cellular component: postsynaptic membrane; NMDA selective glutamate receptor complex; plasma membrane. Bases 698 to 5149 code for a protein of 1483 amino acids. The record is from RefSeq and is a predicted model, not a curated record. NCBI's taxonomy places the organism in Eukaryota, Metazoa, Chordata, Mammalia, Perissodactyla, Equidae. The transcript is spliced from 14 exons.